Messenger RNA from Periconia digitata, 2127 nucleotides. The record is from the annotation of a GenBank genome assembly. Lineage: Eukaryota; Fungi; Ascomycota; Dothideomycetes; Pleosporales; Periconiaceae.
UUCACCACAUUGGGCCUUUUCCUUCCCCUUGCUCCUAUCUAUCCCUCCUCGACCACACCUCUGCUCUCUCUCCCAUGUCCGCUGCGAGAGGACGGUAGUACACCCACCCGACCCGACCUGCUCCACCCACCCUACCUGUGUGAGAGAGCUCCCCGUAGCAUAUCUAGAUCAGAAUUAGCUUUCUUGAUUUUUAUAUGCUUAUCCACCACCGCCGCCUCUCUUCGUCUCUCCAUUUCGUCUCGCCGUCGACCGCUGCAAACACGCUCGUUUGAUGCUGCUGCUGUUGCUGCUCUUGUAACUGCACACCCCAGCUCUCACUCGACUCGACCUCUCAGCCACGCCCGCCCCCGUUGCCUAUACAACACCACCUCCAACAAACCCUCUCCAACACCAUUCACACAUACCAUCACCACCACCAUGGAGAUGUCGUCACCUCUGGCAGCCAUGCAACCACCACCGUUGCCUUGCGGCCCGUGGGGUUACCGCCGUGACUUUCCUUCAAAGCCGCUCUUCGCAUCCCACCCCAAGAACUUCAACUUCCGCGACCUCAGCAUGAAGAAGCCAAAUAUCGACUACUUCAGCUUACAACCCAUUGCUGGUUCGUCGCCGACUGCGAGUCUUGCCGCCGACAUGUCUUCCAACUUGCACGUCGAUCAGAGCCCCCAGCUCGCUACGCCUCGGAGAUCGUUGUUCACAUCAAAUCUGAUGCAGCAAUUAGACAAUCGAGCAGAAGAUACCAAGACACCCCCAGUCCGCUGGGAAGGCGUCACGACACCACCGAUCCCUUCAUCGUCGCCCAACUUUGUUCCUGACUCGAUGGACAUGUCGCCUCUACCACACAAAGCUCCCUUCAGCUUCGCCAAGGAGCGUUUCCUGCCUUCGCCUUGCCCAAUCGACACUGCGACCGCAAACGCUGCAUCGCCAAUGGAUGAUGAUAUGCUGUCUCCUUGUGGCCUGCCAGCUCCUCCUCCUCCAUUUCCCUUGCCGCAGAUAGAAGAACCACGACCGGUAUCAUCUUCCGAAAACCGAAAGUCGAUUCUUCUACGACCGAGUCUGGCAAAGUCGAAGAACUACUCCACUAACACCGUAACCUUCAAGUCACAAGAACAAAACCCCCUGCCCCCUUUCAAGUUUGGCGCCGGAGUUGACUGCUUCACUACGAAGAUGUCCCUUGACGAAUGCUUUACCACCUCCUCCCCACCAGAACGUCGACCCAUCAGCUCUCAUCUUGCACCCUCGAGACCCAAGAUGUUCGAGCGUAGCACCAGCGCCUCCCGUGCUAGCGGUUCUCCCAUGUGUGCUAUUAGGAAGCCUGUUGGUCCAUCCGCCCGCCGUCCUACCAAGUUUCGACGAUCGCUCAGCAUGUACGAACACCCUGGCGACGUGAUGAAUGCCAAGCAAGAGAAGGAGGACUACGCCCCGAGCUGCUUGCAGUCAGUGAUGGACGUUGAUGAGGUCGCCCCCCCGAAGCUGCCUUUCCUCGCGAGUGAAGAGCCAGACAGCCUCCCUCGUAUUUCCAAUACUACCCUCGUGGAAGUUCUGGAUGGCAACUACGAUCACCUCUACGACAAAAAGGUCAUUGUCGACUGUCGGUUUGAAUAUGAAUACACUGGGGGCCACAUCGAUGGUGCCGUCAACUACUGCGAUAAAGACCUCCUCGGACAGCGGCUGUUCACCCCCGAGUCUGCAACUACCACUAGCAACACCUUGAUCAUUCUUCACUGCGAGUACUCUGCGCAUCGCGCUCCUCUCAUGGCUAAAUACGUGCGAAACGAGGACCGCAAGGUCAACGGCCAUCGCUAUCCGCAACUCACCUAUCCCGAGGUGUACAUUCUUGAUGGAGGCUACAGCUCCUUUUUCGAGUCUCACCGUAGUCGCUGCUUUCCUCAACAGUACCUUCGCAUGGAUGCCAAGGAGCACCAAGAUAAAUGCGAGCGCGGCAUGGACAAGCUUCGUCAGCGAUCCAAGCUUAGCCGUGCUCAGACCUUUGCUGUCGGCCAGCGAAGCCCCGGUCUCGAAGAGAGCCCUACCGCCAUCGGUCGUGUGCGCAGCGGCAGCAACUUGAACCUUUCAUCCGACACUCUCAGCAUUGGUCGGCUUGGAACCCGCCGCAUGGCUUCUUAUUAA